CCUGCCUGUCGCUUCUUAGAGGGGAAUGACUUCUCUCAGUGCUUUUCUCUGUGCCUCCUUAGCCCACCAGCAGGCUCAACCAUCUCAGCAAGACCCUCCCCUGAUUCCCGCUGGGCAUGUCAGCUUCCAAUAUGUCUCGGACAUGCAAGGAUUACAGCUUUCACCACUACCUCCUCCUGCCCGGCUACAUCCUGAUAUUCAUUACAGGUUUGAUGCUGAACGUGAUGGCCCUAUGGAUAUUCAUCCGCUACCUGCGCCUGAAGUCUGUAGUGAUGAUCUACAUGGUCAACCUGGCCGUGAGCGACCUCACCUUCACGCUCCCUCUGCCGCUGCGACUCUACUACUAUUCCAACCACCACUGGCCUUUUGGUAACACCUUGUGCCAGGUCUCUGGCUCUGUCUUCCAGAUCAACAUGUAUGGUAGCUGCCUCUUCCUCAUGUGCAUCAACCUGGAUCGCUACGUUGCCAUUGUCCACCCGCUUCGCUGGCGGCAUCUGCGGCGCCCCAAGGUGGCCAAGCUCCUUUGCCUGAUCGUCUGGGUUGUGAUCUUCAUGGGCUCCAUCCCCACAGCCAUAGUCCACAAGCAAAACCACUGCGAGCUGCAGAACCAGACCGCUUAUCUGUGCUUUGAAAGCUUUAGUGACAACAUGUGGCAGAAUAACCUCUUUCCCCUCGUCGUCCUGGCUGAAAUUUUGGGUUUUCUCCUGCCUCUCAGCUCUGUGACAUACUGCUCGAUUCGGAUCUUUCAGCAGCUCUGCCAGGACAGCCAGACGAAGACCCUGCGACAGCAGAAGACCAUCCGUCUCCUUUUGGUCAAUCUGGUCAUCUUCAUCAUUUGCUUUGUGCCCUACAACACUACCCUGGCAGUUUAUGGGAUGAUAAAGGCCCGGGUGGUGAAGGCUGAGCAAGAAACACAGGUCUCCGUGCGCCAAGUAUUAAUUAUAACAAUGCUGUUGGCCAGCAUGAACUGCACGCUGGACCCCUUGAUCUACUACUUCAGUACUGAGGGUUUCCGUAACACCUUUAAGAAACUGCGGCGGGGACAAGCCUGGGACUCAGAGAUAGGGAUGCUUAAGAAGCAGGUUGUGCACAAUAAGUCAGCCCGAGGCCACGCUGUCUCAAAAGUGAAACAGUUCCCACUGGGGGACUUCAUCUGUCCCAAUGAAUCUUUGCCAUCGCUUCCUACUGCAGUAUUUUUGAAUGGCCCUAUCGAGGACUCGGAAAUAUAA
Molecule: messenger RNA, 1229 nt
Organism: Haliaeetus leucocephalus (bald eagle)
Lineage: Eukaryota; Metazoa; Chordata; Aves; Accipitriformes; Accipitridae
Gene: LPAR5
Product: lysophosphatidic acid receptor 5
Exons: 1
Coding region: 117-1229 (370 amino acids)
Biological process (GO): behavioral response to pain; G protein-coupled receptor signaling pathway
Cellular component (GO): membrane
Molecular function (GO): G protein-coupled receptor activity
Source: RefSeq, a predicted model, not a curated record